Molecule: messenger RNA, 3589 nt
Organism: Macrobrachium nipponense
Lineage: Eukaryota; Metazoa; Arthropoda; Malacostraca; Decapoda; Palaemonidae
Product: facilitated trehalose transporter Tret1-like
Exons: 4
Coding region: 277-1743 (488 amino acids)
Biological process (GO): transmembrane transport
Cellular component (GO): membrane
Molecular function (GO): transmembrane transporter activity
Source: RefSeq, a predicted model, not a curated record
AGUAACAACUUCUUCCUCGUUCGGGCGGGAGUCGUUCGAUGCACUGACGCAGUCAAAGCAGAGCUGCUCCGUGCCACCGGGCACUGGUUACCACAGGGGCAGAGCAUACCCUAGACUCAAUCCACACACACCAGAUCACAUUCAUCUUGCGACACUGGAAAAGAAAACGGAGACACACGGCGAACCGCGUUCCCCGGGAGAAUUCAUUGGCGUCUGUGGUUGUCAAAGGAAAGUACAUUCUUUCACAAGAUCCCUUCCUUGAAUGAGUACGGCGACAUGGUACAGUUAAAGAUACCCCCUACAUUUAAGCAGAUCUUCGCCGCAGCAUCAUCUGGCUUAGUACUAAGUGGUCUUAUGACAGUUUUGGGAUUAUCACAUAAAGCCCUGGCUUCUUUUGAACAACCUGGAGAUCAGCUUUACCUAACGCCGGAAGAAUGUUCAUGGUUCGCAAACAUUCCGAUUCUGAUGGGAAUACCCGGAACAUUUCUGGGAGGAUUUCUGGCAGAACGCUUUGGACCUCGGCGCAUUCAGAUGGUGAUGAUUCCCCUGCUCUUCACGACGUUCGUCCUCAUGCACACGACCUCAUGGAAGUCAGUUCAAGAACUGGUAUCUGCAAAAGGUUUACUAAUAACAGCUAGAGUUCUUCAGAGUACAAUUGCAUCCCUUCCAAAUCCUGCUACAUGCCAGUACCCUUGUGAGAUAGGCGAUUCAAGACUUCGUGGGUUUCUCACAAGCCUCACAGAUGCAUGGUCCUCGUUCGGCUUCCUCCUCUGCUAUUUCCUUGGAGUUUUCUUUCACUGGUCAACGCUGAUGCUACUGCUUCCGACAGUGACUCUACUCCCUGCUUUGAUGGGGCUUUUAGCAUCACAUGAAUCACCACUUUGGCUGGCUCGGAAUGGCCAAAUGGAUAAAGCUCUACAUUCCCUUACAGCUAUGAGGUCUUCCCGCGAAGAUGCACCUAAAGAACUGAAGCAAAUUGAAGGGUGUUUACAGGGAAGUUCACAAAAUUCAUCUAUGUCUCACUCACUGCGAGUACUGAAGAAGAAGAAAAACAUCAUUCCACUGAUCAUGGGAGCAGCUAUCAUCUUUUUAAAAGAACUUACCGGAAACACCUACUUAAUGGUAUUCAUGGUAGAGAUUUUCAAGAAAACUGGCGUUCCAUCUCUAACCAAGUGGGGUUCAGUUAUUGUUAGUUUUACGCGAGUUGUUUGCGGAGUCACAGGUUCGAUUCUACUGAGUCGAUUUCCGCGGAAAAAACUCCUUAUCUAUGGAAUCACUCUUGCUGGAGCAGCCAAUGUUACUCUUUGUGCAUAUUUCUUCUUGAGGGACCAGGGACACGGCAUUGCCGAUGGACCUCUGCUGCCAUCGGCAGCGCUACUCAUCUACAUGCUCGGUUAUGCUCCAGGAAUAGGACCGUCUUCCUGGUUAAUAUCUACUGAAAUUUUGCCAAGUGAAGUAAGAUCACUCGGAUGUGCCAUUAAUACUUCAAUGUGUGCUUUGACCGCUUUUAUUUUAUCUUACACAUUCACUUACUUUCAAAACGAGAUAGAAACUUACAUUCAGUACGGAGUGUCAUCAAUUGGAUGUUUAGUUUUUGGGUUACUUGUCAUUUGCGUGCUGCCUGAAACCAAAGACAAGACUUUACAAGAAAUCGAGCUUUUGUGGACAGGAAAGUCGAAAUUUCCUUCUUGGUCUUUCUUGAAAAAGAACCAAAAGGAUAUACGGAAGUUAAAUUCUGUUUGAAGUACAAUACUAUUUUUUUUAAUCUACGCAUUCACCACUGACUGACAAAUAAAUCAUUUAAAUUUUCCCGCCAGAAAAUACAUCAUUGUAUCAACAAGUUGGUGGCAACGAUCAUUCAUUUUUACUCGAGCCGCAUCCAUAUCAGGAGAACUUAGGUAAAAACUUGAGAUCUUUGUCUAUAACUUAAAAGCAAUCAACAACAGCAAUAGACUAUAUAGCUACACCAGACGGUUUAGUGGCCUAGGUAAAUUUCAACAGCAAGUUAGCAAUUUCAUCAUUAAACACACCUUAUUAGCUGCCAUGAUAUUUGAAAGAGCUUUGAUUCUUAAAAUUCACCCCCCCCCCCUUCUCUCAUUUCCCAAUUUUACCCUCAUCCGCUACAUUCUUAAUCUCCGAUACAAACUACAAUUCAACUUAACUAAAAGCAUCCAUUACAUCUGGAAAAGCAAAUGUAAAAUCUUCGCUAUGUAUUUUAAUAAUAAUAUGAAAAUGGCGGGAAAGCGUGAGCAAAAACCACCUACAUAUUUCCUGUCUUCAUUUUACCUAGAGAUCUCUCGGCUAACUAUGAAACUUAACAUUGGUUGAGUGCAGAACUUUCCUCUUAAUAUACAAACUUCCAGUAAGGAGAAGUUAAUUACUAGACUAAAUAUUGUAUUGUUUGAAGGCUAUCUCACUGAAACAUAAGCAAAGUUCAUUCCUUCAAGAGCUUAAAUGUUCCAAUAUAAAAUACAUGACAUAUUUCUCAUCAAAUAACGAGUAAUUUCACAGAGUAAUGCUGAAACAAUUGCGUGAUUUUUCAUUAAAUUUCUUAUAAUUAAUUAUAUCUGAACUGCAAAACGAAUGCGUUUCACGUUGAGUCUUGUGAAGGAAUUAUCAACUGUUCGACUAAAGCACAAACCGUCCUUCCAUAUCCACCAGAGUCAGCAACACUUCAAUACCUAAUCAGUCGUUUUAGCAUUUCAUGCAAAGGCCAUCAGUGAAAGUAUCCUAGCACAUUUCAGACUUAAACCGUCAAUGAUCUCUACUGGCACCUCCUGAUACUUCUGCCAUACUAAUUAUUUUUGUACAUAAUUUAUUAUUUAUAUAUUUAUUUAUUUUGUAAUUAUUUGGACUUCCUAAACGUAAGGUAUGUAUUGUUCAUAUUUACACACUGAAGUGUUUUUGAUACAAGCAAUACAAUUAUAUCCAUUAGUAGGCAUGAAUCACUUUCUAAUUCCCUGUACUUGCAUUUUACUCUCGUCCCAAUCGCCCGGAUUCCCCCCAAAAAAAUAAAUGUGCCUACUUCUGGGCAGGUGAUCGAAUCAAAUGUGGACAGGCUCCUGAAACGUAUUGAUCUUCCACUGAAAAUUGAUUUCUCAGAGCCUUCUACACUUUGUUUGAAAAGAAAUAUAUUUAGAAUAAAUAAAGUAUAGGCCUCGUUGCCUCAUCAGCGUUUCAUGUAAGUGCUAUUUUCCUCUCUAUGUUGAUAGCAUUCUCCUGCAACUGACAGCAACCCAACCUCAAAUGUAGAUAAACGUCAAAUACGUCCUAUAAAAGGAAGAAACUAAAUAAACUUGGUGUCUGGAGAGCGCAUGAGCACGAGCGUUGAAAAAUAUACACAAGUCUGCUAUUGUUCUUAAUUACAUAUUUAUAAAAUAGUUCGCUCUCUUUGUUGCUCAUAUUACAGCUUCAUAAUCACCAAUAAAGCAAGAUAAUCUUUUAAUUAUUAUCAUUUGUCAAAUUACCUGGAGUAUAUUAAUUCUACAACGUUUUUCCAACUAUGCAAUCCAUAAUCAAUAAUCAACACCUCUCUAAUAUACUCAUUCACCUACAAGAUAAAACCGGUUAGCGAAUGUAAUAAAAAAUA